Manis pentadactyla (Chinese pangolin) is the source of this 1016-nucleotide messenger RNA. RefSeq names its product olfactory receptor 6C74-like. Gene Ontology annotation, molecular function: olfactory receptor activity; G protein-coupled receptor activity. The transcript has 2 exons. Gene Ontology annotation, biological process: G protein-coupled receptor signaling pathway. Bases 1 to 891 code for a protein of 296 amino acids. Gene Ontology annotation, cellular component: membrane. The record is from RefSeq and is a predicted model, not a curated record. Lineage: Eukaryota; Metazoa; Chordata; Mammalia; Pholidota; Manidae.
AUGGGGAACCACACAAGAGUGACAGUGUUCAUCCUAGCAGGUUUGACUGAUGAUCCACAGCUGGAGGUGGUGGUGUUUACCUUCCUGCUGCUCACCUACCUGCUCAGCAUCACUGGCAAUCUGAUCAUCAUCACACUCACCCUGCUGGAUACUCACCUCAAGACCCCCAUGUACUUCUUCCUUCGGAAUUUUUCCUUCCUAGAAAUUUCCUAUACCACUACAUGCAUCCCUAAAUUGCUGGUGAUGAUGGCAACUGGGGACAAAACCAUUUCCUAUAACAGUUGUGCAGCUCAGGUGUUUUUUGCCUUCCUUCUCGGAGCAUCUGAAUUUUACCUGCUGGCAGCCAUGUCCUAUGACCGCUAUGUUGCCAUCUGUAAGCCCCUGCAUUACACAGCCAUCAUGAGCACUAAAAUCUGCACACAGCUUGUCUUCUGCUGUUGGCUUGCUGGGUUCUUUACCAUCUUUAUACCUCUCAUCUUGGGCCUAAACCUUGAUUUCUGUGACUCCAACAUUGUAGAUCAUUUCUACUGUGACACAACUCCUCUCAUGCAGAUCUCCUGCUCAGACACACGGCUCAUCGAGACGAUGGGAUUCAUUUCUGCUGUGAUGACACUCGUGGUCACCUUGGCAAUGGUGAUAAUAUCAUAUACGUAUAUUGCGAUAACAAUUCUAAAAAUCCCUUCAGCUAAUCAGAGGAAAAAAGCUUUUUCAACAUGUUCUUCUCACAUGAUUGUGAUCUCCCUUUCUUAUGGCAGCUGCAUCUUCAUGUAUGUUAAACCAUCAGUGAAACAGAGAGUAUCUUUUUCCAAGGGAAUUGCAGUUCUCAAUACCUCUGUUGCACCACUUUUGAACCCUUUCAUCUACACCUUACGGAACCAACAGAGUCAUUGAAUUUUACCUUCCGGCUGCCAUGUCCUCUGACCAUUAUAUUGCCAUAUGCAAACCCCUGCAUUACAGGACCAUCAUGAACUGUAGACUCUGCACACUCCUUGUCUUCUCUUCAUGGCUACUCUCAU